Messenger RNA from Sturnus vulgaris (Common starling), 2809 nucleotides. It is a transcript of the gene NFE2L1, whose product is annotated as NFE2 like bZIP transcription factor 1. Gene Ontology annotation, cellular component: nucleus. Gene Ontology annotation, biological process: regulation of transcription by RNA polymerase II. Gene Ontology annotation, molecular function: DNA-binding transcription factor activity, RNA polymerase II-specific; RNA polymerase II cis-regulatory region sequence-specific DNA binding. Lineage: Eukaryota; Metazoa; Chordata; Aves; Passeriformes; Sturnidae. The record is from RefSeq and is a predicted model, not a curated record.
CGGCCCGGCUGGAAACCGGGCUAAGCAAAGCAAAAGGAGCCGGAUUCCUUCAGCCAGCGGGAAGUUGACGCACCAGCCUAAGAAUAGCGCGGGCAGGGGAAGCGUGGACAGUGUUGUCCUCGAAGCUGCUGAUGAAAUCGCAGCCGGGAGCGUUGGAGUCUUUGGACCUUCCCAUGUUCGGGACCUUUGACUCAUAAAAGGCUCCUUCAAAAAAGCGUCGGGAGCAGAAGAGGGAAAGGAAGAGGAGCCGGAGAAGGGAAGGAGGAGCUGCUGGAAGGAGCAGAGCCCCGUCCCGGAGCGUGGGGAGCAGCGGGGGGGACAGAGGAAGUCGCUGCAUGUGGAGUUUUCGGACAAAAUGCUCUCUCUGAAGAAAUACUUCACCGAGGGCCUCAUCCAGUUCACCAUCCUGCUGAGCCUCAUCGGCGUGCGUGUGGACGUGGACACCUACCUGAAUUCCCAGCUCCCACCUCUGCGGGAGAUCAUCCUGGGCCAGAGCUCAGCCUACACCCAGACCCAGUUCCACAACCUGCGCAACACCUUGGACGGAUAUGGCAUCCACCCAAAAAGCGUCGAGCUGGACUAUUACUUCACUGCCCGCCGCCUGCUCAGCCAGGUGAGGGCUCUGGACAGGUUCCAGGUGCCCAGCACCGAGGUCAGUGCCUGGUUGGUGCACAGAGAUCCCGAAGGAUCCGUGUCCGGAGGGCAGCCCGGAGCUGUGCAGGAUGGCAGCGCCGGCGACGGCGGCGUGAGGGAGAGCGGAGCUGAGCAGGGAUUUGGGGAAGAGCUGGAGGAUUUGGGAGCUGUGGCAGCGCCUGUCAAUGGAGAUCUCACCAAGGAGGACAUCGAUUUGAUUGACAUCCUGUGGAGACAGGAUAUUGAUCUCGGCGCUGGGCGAGAGAUUUUUGACUACAGCCACCGUCAGAAAGAGAGCGAAGUGGACAAAGAGCUGAGCGAUGGGAGGGAGCGCGGGGACAGCUGGAGGAGUGCAGGGAAUGAGGUCUUGGAUAGAAUCCCGCUAGUUGAUGGAGAGACCGGGGAGAGUUUCCCUGCGCAGGUGCCCGGUGCGGAGGAUCAGACAGCCCUGUCCCUGGAGGAGUGCCUUAGGCUGCUGGAGGCCACCUUCCCUUUUGGGGACAAUUCCGAGUUCCCAGCUGCGGAUGUCUCCGCCCUGAACGAAGCCGUGCCCGGGCAGAGCCGGGCCCCAGGCGGCCCCCCAAACCUGCUGUCCCCUCUCCUGGCCGAGACUGAGUCGCCCUUCGACCUGGAGCAGCAGUGGCAGGACCUGAUGUCCAUCAUGGAGAUGCAGGCCAUGGAGGUGAACAGCACGAGCGCCGAGAGCCUCUACGGCGGCACCGGCGGCGACCUCCUGGCGUCCAACUACAGCCUGGCCCCCGGCACGCCCAUCAACCAGAACGUCAGCCUGCAUCAGGCCUCGCUGGGCAGCUGCUCCCAGGACUUCUCCCUCUUCAGCUCGGACAUCGAGAGCCCCUCCUCCAUGGCGGGCGGCUCGGCCCUGCUGCAGCUGGCGCCCGACAACUCCACCGGCCUCAACAGCACCUUCGGCUCCACCAACCUGAGCGGGAUCUUCUUCCCGCCCCAGAUGAACAGCACGGGCAACGAGACGGCCGGGCCCGAGCUGCCCGACCCCCUGGGAGGGCUCCUGGACGAGGCCAUGCUGGAUGAGAUCAGCCUGAUGGACUUGGCCAUCGAGGAGGGCUUCAACCCCGUGCAGGCCUCGCAGCUGGAAGAGGAGUUCGAUUCCGACUCAGGUCUUUCCCUGGAUUCCGGCCACAGCCCCGCUUCCCUGAGCAGCUCCGAAGCCUCGUCCUCAUCGUCCUCUUCCUCUUCCUCCUCUUCCUCCUCCUCGUUUUCCGAGGAAGGCGCCGUGGGCUACAGCUCGGACUCGGAGAACGUGGACUUUGAGGAAGCGGAAGGGGCGGUUGGCUACCAGCCAGAGUACAGCAAGUUCUGCCGCAUGAGCUACCAGGACCCGGCUCAGCUCCAUUACCUGCCUUACCUGGAGCACGUUGGCCACAACCACACCUACAACAUGGCCCCGGGCGCCCUGGAUCCCGAGGAGCCCAAAGCGCCCGGCGCCGGCAAGAAGAGCGGCAAGGAGAAACCGUCGGAGCUGCUGGACAAACAGCUGAGCCGCGACGAGCACCGCGCCAGGGCCAUGAAGAUCCCCUUCACCAACGACAAGAUCAUCAACCUGCCCGUGGAGGAGUUCAACGAGCUCCUGUCCAAGUACCAGCUGAGCGAGGCCCAGCUCAGCCUCAUCCGCGACAUCCGCCGGCGCGGCAAGAACAAGAUGGCCGCCCAGAACUGCCGCAAGAGAAAACUGGACACCAUCCUCAACCUGGAGCGCGACGUGGAGGAGCUGCAACGCGACAAAUCCAAACUGCUCAGGGAGAAGGUGGAAUUCCUCAAAUCCAUCCGGCAGAUGAAGCAGAAAGUGCAGAGUUUGUACCAGGAGGUUUUCGGGCGGCUGAGGGACGAGCAGGGCCGGCCUUACUCGCCCAGCCGGUACGCGCUGCAGUACGGCAGCGACGGCAGCGUGCUGCUCAUCCCCCGCGCGCCCGCGCCCGCCGAGCCGCAGCCGCGGCGCCAGGAGCGCAAGCAGAAGGACAGGAGGAAGUGAAAAAGGCUGAAGGAGGAAAGGGAUGAGGGGAAACGAGGGGCCGAGCCUGGAAGUUUGCUUGCGGAGGGGAACUUUUGAUGCCUUCUUAUCCGAUUCUUGUCUUCUCGAACCGCACGCGGGCGCGAGCGAGCGCCGGGGACUCUGCUGCGGGAGUGGCCGUCCCAAAAG